Pocillopora damicornis (cauliflower coral) is the source of this 1819-nucleotide messenger RNA. RefSeq lists its product as uncharacterized. The record is from RefSeq and is a predicted model, not a curated record. NCBI's taxonomy places the organism in Eukaryota, Metazoa, Cnidaria, Anthozoa, Scleractinia, Pocilloporidae.
UUUUCAUGUUACUGAGCGCAAAAAAACGAAUGCCUAGCCUUCAGUCGGUAGUUUUCCUGCGAAUUCACCCCAUUGUAAUAACGGAUUCCUUUGCGGGAAUCGCCCGGCGUUUGUUGAUUCAACCAAAUUAAGGGGCAUAAAAGUUCAGGCAGAAUCUCGCAGUUUUCGACACUCAGCACACCUCAGUCGAAGGAUGAUGGCUGCCGCAUUCUUUAUUGGUCUGAUGCUCGCUUUGUUACAAUCGAUCGUAUGUGCCUUUGUACCUCCUUCUUUUCUUCAUAACAAUGGCCAAGAAAAGCCGUGCUUCCACGGAGACUCCAUAUACGACCCGUGGGAACGCUUUGCUGAUGAAUCCUGCACUGGAUGGUGCAGCUGUAACGGCCGAACUGGAAAUGUGGGAUGUGUUUCCUUGUGUCCCCCCCGUGGCCCUCCCACGUGUUCUUUAGGGGAACUCCCCGAAGAGACAGAGGAGCCAUCUGUGGAUCCAACGGGAAGGUGCAAGUGCAAACGGAAGUCUUGCUCUCCGAGACUUAACCUCCCACCUCCCCUGCCUCCAGUAAAAAUACCUGAAGAACAUGUUCUUCCAGAGUGUAAAAACCGUACCCCAAGAGAAUGGUUCAUCAACGAUUCUUGUACAGGAAGAUGCAAGUGCCAAUAUGGUGGCAUUACUUGUGUUUCACUUUGCUCGCCAAUGGUAGUUAAAUGCCCGUCGGAUAUGGAGGAGGAGUCUUACGAUUAUCCAAUGGAUGACAGAGGAAAAUGCAGCUGUAAGCGCAAGAGAUGCGUGCCAAAAGUUGGAGCAUGAUUUUGUUGCUGACAGCCUGACUGGACUCAUCAGAUCUUUUGAUUACGAUUAAUAUCAUAAUUAGUUUUUAUGACCCUUAUCAGACAUGGCAAUUAUCGUUGAGUUUCUUUUGAGAUUAUGUGAACCUGGCCUCAGGUCAAUGGUGUUAUUUACUAUUAUUAAACAUCAGACGAGAGCAUUCAGUCAAUUGCAACAGCGUAUGAAGUUGACAAGAAAACCCGGGCAAUAUCAGCAUUAGAUAUUGGGGUAUCAUCUUGAGUUCAAAGUCUACCUAGUUACCAACCCCCCUUCAUCAGUUUAGUGUUCUCAAACUUUUGCAAACUCAGAGAGAAUUAGUAAGUUUGUUUCUUUACCGAUUGUUUAAAAUAUGUAUUAUAAAACAAUUAUUGAAUUCGGUUUUCACUAAGCAAUUAUUAGAUGAGGUUGAACAUUAUAUCAUGAAUUAUCAAACCUCGUAUCUGUGUUAUAUGUCUCAGCCUUCGGCUUCGACAGCUUAGACCUCGGCAUCGAUAUUUCAUGAUGUAAUGUUCAACCUAACCCUUAGAGUCAUCCGUCUUUAAGGUUGCAAGAGGUUAAUAAGUUCGCCAGAAACCAGAUUACAACGCACGGGAAACAAAAAUUUAUAGUCCCGAGUUCAGUAGGAUGCCAGGAACAAGGUACACUUGAAAACAGAAGCAUCCUUCAUGCAUGAAGUCUCCUUUCUAGCUGGCAGAGCAAGCGUCAGUUUUGGCGGACGAGUGCUCAGUUAUCUUAGUGAAAAUUGAAACUGCCAUCUUCGAUUUUUAUAACAGCGGAAGGCUGGGGAGAGAAAAAAAUUGUACCAAGGGGGUGAGCGAUGGUCAAAAAGAGGGAGACCAUCUCGACCUCAGAAUCUCAACUUUCUAUGCCUCUAUGUUUAAUUCUCCAUACUAAAUUCUUCAUACUCCUCUCGAUGCAAUUCCUACAAUACUGACAAGGAGAAUUUGUUUAACAGUCAACUACUUAUUUACUAGAUUAUAAGAUACUAUAAUCUCA